Molecule: messenger RNA, 1380 nt
Organism: Penicillium digitatum Pd1
Lineage: Eukaryota; Fungi; Ascomycota; Eurotiomycetes; Eurotiales; Aspergillaceae
Product: putative UDP-galactose transporter
Biological process (GO): pyrimidine nucleotide-sugar transmembrane transport
Cellular component (GO): Golgi membrane
Molecular function (GO): UDP-galactose transmembrane transporter activity
Source: RefSeq, a predicted model, not a curated record
AUGGGAGAUCGCGCCCAACGCCAGCCGUCUGGGCUGCAAGCUGCAGCCAGCAUUGCACCGUGGAUUCUGUUGACUGCGGAAUCGACUGCGUUUGUUUUGCUAGCUCAUUAUUCUCGAGUUAUGCCCCCCGCCGGUGGUAAACGCUACCUGACCUCUACGGCGGUCUUCCUAGUUGAUGUGAUCAAGCUGGCUAUCUCCCUCACAAUGGCACUUUACGAUGUCUCCAAAACUGCACCACCAUCGAUGCCCGCCACAUCCCUCUUUUUCUCCCUCACAAGCGCCGUGUUUUCAGGCGACAGCUGGAAACUCGCUAUCCCUGCUGCGCUCGACGUCUUGUCUAACUCUCUCCUGUACAUUGCGCUCUCGAACCAACGAGCAGCGUCGUUCCAGAUUACAUUCCAGCUGAAGUUUCUUACAACAGCAGUGUUUGGUCUGAUGCUCCUGAGACGGAGCAUCCCUCCCCGCAAGUGGGGCCUCCUUUUGCUUCUCAUCGUGGGCGUGGCGUUGGUGCAAAUUCCCAAUGGCAGCUCCGAGCAGAUGCUGAACGAAGAUCACGCUAGCCACAAUUUCCCUCGAUCCUUGGAGGAGUGGAAGGCUCUUAAGCAAGGUGCUGGUUCUGGCAGCAGUUUGCACAAGCGGUCUGCAACAUACGAGGGAAUCGAACAAGACAUCCUGACGGCUGACCCACAUCUGAACCCCGCCAUUGGUCUCUUUGCGACUAUCGGCGCGUCCUUGGCUUCUGGACUUGAGAGUAUCUAUUUCGAGAAAGUCCUCAAGGACAGCUCAAGCCAUAUCUCGUUAUGGGUCCGCAAUGUGCAAUUGGCUGUCUACUCCGUAUUUCCGGCUCUCUUCAUUGGAAUUGUCUUCCAGGAUGGCGAAAAAAUCGCUGAAGAUGGCUUCUUCCAGGGCUACAAUUGGGCGGUAUGGUCUACCAUCAUCAUUCAAGCCUUGGGUGGUAUCGUUUCUGCAUUUUACGUCAGCCACGCGCAGAAGGAUGCAAGGAGUUUGGCCACAACUGUCAAUAUAAUUUUGAGCAUUGUCGGAAGCAUUUGGCUCUUUGACUUUGAAGUCACUACAAGCUUCCUCCUGGGCUCGGCUGCAGUUCUGACAGCAACCCACUACUAUGGGAACCCCAUCUUCCACCCUGCGAUGGGUGCCUUGCGUGCACCUCCAAUCCGCAUUGAUGCCUACGAAAAGGACACCGCAGGUCCUGAUAGCUCUCCCGUGGCACCUCCCAACGACUUCUCUAUUAAACUUCCGAUCUCGCCUUUCCUCUCUCACGGCAUGUCGUCAUCCCGUCCUGCCUCACCAGCACCAGGCCAAACUAGAGUGAGCUCUAGCCGGAAUGCAGAAACGGGCAGCUACUUCGAUGAGAAGUGA